UAUUUUUGAAGGUAGCAUAGUAUUGUUGAGAAAGUCAAAUGGUGUGAAAGAUAAGAAAGUCACACUAUGUUCCACUUCCACUCACAUGGGGCGUGAACAUUGCACUAAAAGCCAUUUCUUCCACCCCAAAAAACAAUACGCACUUUGCUUCACUCCACGCCUAACUCCUUUCCCAUAACACUCUCAACAUUUCAUUGAUGAAAACCUUAUUCUUCACCACCACCAAUAACCUCACACAAUGGCCUCGGCCGCCGCCGCCAAGCCCAAGAAACCCGCCGCCGUCAACCUCCGCUCCAACCUCGCCAUCACCCUCUUCUUCAUCGUAGUCUUCACCAUCCCCGCCCUCCUCCUCCUCCACACCCCCUCCAACUACAUCUCCACCAACCUCUGCUCCUCCGACAAGCCCUGGUCCGGCGACCUCCGCCGCGCCGAGUUCUCGUGGAACAAGCUCUCCUUCCACGGCCGCGCCCCGCCGCUGCGGAUCGCCGUCUUCUCCCGCAAGUGGCCCACCACCGCCACCCCGGGCGGCAUGGAGCGCCACGCCCACACCCUCCACACCGCCCUCGCCCGCCGCGGCCACGACGUCCACGUCUUCACCUCCCCUCCCUCCGUCCCCCUCCCCGCCUCCUCCUCCUCCUCACCGGUGGUGCACUGCCACGAGGGAGAGCCGGAGAAAUGGCGGUACAAUAAAGCAUGGGAGCAAUACGAAGAAGAGAACCGUAAGAAACCCUUCGACGUCAUCCACUCCGAGAGCGUCGCGCUGCCGUUCUGGCUCGCGCGCGGCCUCCAAAACCUCGCCGUGUCGUGGCACGGGAUCGCGCUCGAGAGCGUUCAAUCGAGCAUCUACCAAGACCUAACGCGCAAAUCCGGCGAGAUCAUGUCUCCGGCGUUCAACCAGAGCCUGCAAUUCAUGAUCCCCAAAGUGCUGAACGAGAUCAGAUUCUUCUCCCACUACCACCACCACGUCGCCAUCAGCGACAGCUGCGGCGAGAUGCUGCGCGACGUCUACCAGAUUCCGGUCAAACGAGUCCACGUCAUCGUCAACGGCGUCGACGAGGACGAAUUCACGCAGGAUCUCAGAUUAGGUCACGAUUUCCGCGCCAAAAUCGGGAUUCCCCAAAAUGCGAGCCUAGUCCUCGGCGUCGCGGGGCGGUUGGUGAAGGACAAGGGGCAUCCGUUGCUGUACGAAGCUUUCUCGAUGCUGAAGGUGAAGAACUCCGGCGCGUACCUGAUCGUCGCCGGCGCGGGGCCGUGGAUGCAGCGCUACAAGGAGAUGGGGCCGCAGGUGAUAGUGCUCGGAUCGAUGAAUCCGUCGGAAUUGCGAGGGUUUUACAACGCGAUCGACGUGUUUGUGAACCCGACGCUGCGGCCGCAGGGGCUGGAUCUGACGUUGAUGGAGGCGAUGAUGAGCGGGAAGCCGGUGAUGGCGUCGAGGUUUCCGAGUAUCAAAGGGACGAUCGUGGUGAACGAUGAGUUCGGCUUCAUGUUCUCGCCGAACACGGAGUCUCUGUACGAGGCGCUGGAGGCGGCGGCGGAAGAGGGGGCGGAGAGGCUGGCGGAGAGGGGGAGAGCUUGCCGGGAAUAUGCGGCGUCUAUGUUCACGGCGAGGAAGAUGGCGAUGGCGUAUGAGAGAUUGUUUCUUUGUAUUAAGAAUGAGACCUUUUGUAUCUACUCUUAGAUGGAUUUUGUUUCAUUUUUUCUUCUUCUUCAUUUCUUAUUUAUUUCAGAAUAUAUAUGAUUUCAUUGAAGUGAA
Molecule: messenger RNA, 1753 nt
Organism: Salvia miltiorrhiza (redroot sage)
Lineage: Eukaryota; Viridiplantae; Streptophyta; Magnoliopsida; Lamiales; Lamiaceae
Exons: 1
Coding region: 239-1678 (479 amino acids)
Source: RefSeq, a predicted model, not a curated record